Molecule: messenger RNA, 750 nt
Organism: Cryphonectria parasitica EP155
Lineage: Eukaryota; Fungi; Ascomycota; Sordariomycetes; Diaporthales; Cryphonectriaceae
Exons: 1
Coding region: 1-750 (249 amino acids)
Source: RefSeq, a predicted model, not a curated record
AUGGCGCCCAAACGCCCCCACCAAGACAUUGACCCCUCCACCGACGCCUCCAACCCAGAGCCCAAAAAAAGAAAGGGUUUCCGCGUCGGGCCAGAAAACCUGCCAGACGGUGCCUGGAGAAGGAAAAACACCAAAAUCAAGGAAGACCUCAUCCACAAGGCCAAAAUCAAGAAGGCGUACAAGAAAGUGAAAGCGGAAGUGGAGCAGCAGCAGCAGCAGCAGGAAAAGACAGUGUCACAACAACAACAACAACAACAACAAACCAACGACAACAACAACGACAACACCCAGCAAGAAGCCGAGUCCCAGAUCCACCCCGAGCGCCAGGCUCUCCUCGAUGACGACCAAGACCACCCAGCAAACCCAAGACCAGGCCACGACGAAAGCGGCACCGCACCACCACCACCGCCCCGCCGCGAGAAGCAGCCGAGAAACAACAACAACAACAACAGCAACAACAACCGCCGGCGGCCAGACUACUACGAGAAGGCCCUACAAGAGGGCUCACGCAAGAAGGCCGAGGCGGAGGCCCGCGCGGCAGAACAGAGACGGCGCGAGGAGGAGCGUGCGCACAAGGUUGCCGACAGGGACAGGAUGCGGAGGGCCAUGCUCAAGGCUCGGGGGAUCAAGCCGAGUCGGGGUGGUGGUGGCAGGCAGCAGCACCAGCACCAGCAGGGGCAGCACAAGCUUGGCCGGGAGAGCCAUGUGCUGCUUGAGAAGGUCAAGAGGAUGGUUGGCGGGGCUGCUUGA